Molecule: messenger RNA, 1542 nt
Organism: Chlorella variabilis
Lineage: Eukaryota; Viridiplantae; Chlorophyta; Trebouxiophyceae; Chlorellales; Chlorellaceae
Exons: 17
Coding region: 1-1542 (513 amino acids)
Source: RefSeq, a predicted model, not a curated record
AUGCGGGCAAUCUGCGCCGCGCAGACCGCCACGCGGCUGGCAGCUCUGGUGCUGGUGUUGUCCUUAGGCAUUUCAUGCCACGCAGCAGUAGGAGAUGACGUGUUUGCAUGGCCCAACGUGGAUUGGUCUGACCUGAAGCCAUACCAGGACUUCAAGCAUAAGCACGAGUUUUUCUACCAGGUGCCGGAGAACCCGCGGGCCGUAGUGUUCCUGGCCCACGGCUGCGUGCACUCGGCGCACAACUACUGGCCGCAGAGCGAGGAGUGCCCCGAGUGCCGCGGCCUGCCCGAGGAGCUCUCGCACACGCUGCAGGCGCUCAAGCUGGGCUAUGCAGUCAUCGCCAUCUCCUCGCUGGAUCGGGAGACGGGCUGCUGGUCCUUCUGGGACGACUGCUUCGAUGUGAUUGACAUCAUUCAGGAGUGGCGCGAGGACUGGGGGCUGGACCACCUGCCGAUCUAUGGCUGCGGCAUCUCCUCUGGAGGAUCUUUUGUGCUCAAGCUGCCGCGUUACAUGAAGUUUGAUGGCCUGAUGUCUGAGGCGCUGGGCAUCGACCCGCUGUCGGGAGGCUUCAGGGAUGUGCCGGGAGUCUACCCGCCCACCGUGAUUGUCAGCAUGCAGCGCGACAAGAAGCAGCGGGAGCUGAUCAACGAGAACCGGGAGAUCCUGGAGGGGCGCAACACGCCUGUUGAGAUCAUCAAGUCGUACGCCCGCCAGGUCUACCCGACGUACUUCUCGGAGCGCUUCCCGCUGUACAUCUCUGAGGAGCUGAGCAUCAAGAUCAGGGACGGCCUGGAGGAGAUUGCGAUGAUCGAUGGGGAUGGCAAUGUGCUGGAGGACCCGCGGUAUACUUCCCGCCCCUGGCUCAAGGAGCUGCAGGAGGUGGUGCCUGAGGUGCAGGGCAAGACGGAGAGCUUCCAGGGGCGCACCGUGCCGCGCUUCCCCGAGAUGUCUGAGGAUGUGGCGCUGCCCGGGCUGAUGAACCUGGCCUACAACUUGCACGAAAUCAUCUCCGACUACUUCACCCCAACCCUGAUCCAGCGGGUGGAGAUGCAGAGCCUGCUGGACCAGUACACGCCUGCGGAGCUAGAGGCCAAGGAUGUAGCCCGCACCACCCCCCCUGCCACCCCUGACACCGCUGAUGCCACCACCUCCAGCACCGGGGGCACGGGCUCCAGCCCAGAUGCCGCCUCCUCGUCAGGCAGCGGCAGCAGCAACAUGGUCGCCAUCAUCGGGGGCGCCGUGGGCGGCGCGGUGGGCACUCUCAUCCUGGUGGCCCUUGUCUGGUGGUGCAUGCGGCGGCGGAAGAUCGCCCGCGAGGCAGCCGUCAUGAUGCCAUCCACAAUGCAUGCGGUGCACAUCGCGCCUGCGGCUGGCGUGACCGCCCAGGUGUCGCUGGUGGGGCCCGGCCUCAAGGAGCGCUUCGAGCUGACCGAGGUGGUGGAGCAGACAGGCAGCCCCUCCAGCGCCCGCCGCAGGAUGAGGACGGCGUUUCAGGGCAGCCCCCGCAAGGGCGCCAGCCCCCGCAAGAAUGCCGGCAAGUGA